AAAGUAAAUCGUCUUCCAGAGAAUCCAGGAAAAUAAAAAUUGAAAGUUGACGUAAAGUCACAUUUUUAAUACUUUUAUAUAUACAAAUUGUGACAUUUAUAAAAUUUUAAAAAUGAUUAGUAUUCUUGACGUGGAAGUCUGUCAAAAAAAUGACAGUACAUUAUCGGCAAAUGAAAUCGAAGAAAUAGUAAAAGAGGAGCUAAAUAAAUUAGAUAGUAUUGAAGUAGAUUUUGUAAUUUUGGUCGAAAACUGGUCGAAUGAAAUAAUUAAAAAUCAUGUAGUGUCAAUAAUUUGUUCUUGUACUGGUAAAAAGCUGGAGACAAUAAAUAAACAUGAUUAUUCAUCAAUGAGGUUUUAUAUUUAUCGCUUGACUGAAGAAGGAGCAGCAACUGAAACGAUGCAAAAUGAUACUGAAGAAUUGGCUGUAUCUUCUCACUGGAUUUUACCUUGUAAAGAUUUUCAUGGACUGUGGGAAAAUUUGUGCUAUGAUUCAGAUAUCAAAGAAAAUUUGUUGAAAUACGUCGAAACAACAAUGAUGUUUGCAGAUAGAAAUGUUAAUCACAAUAUCAUUACUUGGAAUAAAGUUGUGUUGCUACAUGGCCCGCCUGGAACUGGAAAAACUAGUCUUUGUAAAGCAUUGGCACAAAAAGCAGCAAUAAGACUUAAUCAAAGAUUUUCACGAGGUGAAUUAGUUGAAAUAAACAGUCACAGCUUAUUUUCAAAAUGGUUUUCCGAGAGUGGUAAACUGGUGAUGAAGCUUUUCACCGAGAUCAAAGUACUUUUAGACGAUCCCGAAUCAUUAGUUUGUAUUCUAAUCGAUGAAGUUGAAUCGCUAGCUCAUGCUCGCAAAGCCUGUAUAAAUGGUACCGAGCCAAGCGACUCAAUACGAGUCGUAAAUUCAUUACUAACUCAGCUUGAUCAAAUAAAACGUUACAAGAAUGUGCUGAUAAUGACAACAAGCAAUGUAACAGAAGCUAUCGAUUUAGCUUUUGUUGAUCGUGCUGAUAUCAAGCAGUUCAUUGGUCAUCCAGGCGAAGAUGCUAUUGCAAUGAUUUAUUAUACCUGCCUAAAAGAGCUAGAGAGGACCGGUCUACUAAAAGAUGAUGGAAGUCAGGAUAGAUCAGUAGAUGUCGAGCCAUAUUUGAAAUCAGACCUAGUGCCCACGAGUGUGGGUUUGAGCGGCAGAACUCUGAGAAAAAUUCCUUUUUUAGCUCACGCAUUACAUCUAAGUGGUAUCGACCAAUGUACAACCUCAGUAUUUUUACAUGCCAUGAUGAAAGCCGUAAAAAACUGCAAAACAGAAAUUUUAGAUCUGUCAGACAAUGAACACUCAUUAGAUAGUCAUUUAAAAAAAAAUAAUGCAUGGGGUUCGAUAUGAUACUUGUAAUUAGCAAAUAAAUUUUUUAAAUAUUUUUAAAAUUCUUUUGAAACAAAA
This is a messenger RNA of Microplitis mediator, 1435 nucleotides long. RefSeq names its product pachytene checkpoint protein 2 homolog (gene pch2). Gene Ontology annotation, biological process: reciprocal meiotic recombination; meiotic recombination checkpoint signaling. Bases 113 to 1378 code for a protein of 421 amino acids. Lineage: Eukaryota; Metazoa; Arthropoda; Insecta; Hymenoptera; Braconidae. Gene Ontology annotation, cellular component: chromosome; nucleus. The transcript has 7 exons. The record is from RefSeq and is a predicted model, not a curated record. Gene Ontology annotation, molecular function: ATP hydrolysis activity; ATP binding.